CAGGACCUAAACGUGGAUGAAUUUGAGGAAAUCUUCAAAACGAAGGCUCAGGGCCCGGCCAUGGACCUGAGCUCCAGCAAGCAGAAGAUCCCUCAGAAAGGCUCCAACAAGGUGACACUGCUGGACGCCAACCGAGCCAAGAACUUGGCCAUCACCCUGCGCAAAGCGGGGAAAACGGCUGAUGAGAUCUGCAAAGCCAUCCACGUGUUUGACCUGAAGACGCUGCCGGUGGAUUUUGUGGAGUGCCUGAUGAGGUUCCUGCCCACGGAGAACGAGGUGAAGGUGCUGCGGCUCUACGAGAGGGAGAGGAAGCCCCUGGAGAACCUUUCGGACGAGGAUCGCUUCAUGCUGCAGUUCAGCAAGAUCGAGAGGCUGAUGCAGAAAAUGACCAUCAUGGCCUUCAUCGGCAACUUCGCCGAGAGCAUCCAGAUGCUGACCCCGGUGAGCACGGAUUGGGCAUGUCCUGGGUGGGAAGGGAUCCACGGGAUUGUGUCCCUGGAGAACGUCCUGCUGGAYGUCAAGGAGCUGCAGCGCGGGCUGGAGCUGACCAAGCGCGAGUACACCAUGCACGACCACAACACCAUGCUCAAGGACUUCAUCCAGAGCAACGAGGGCAAGCUCAAGAAGCUCCAGGACGAUGCCAAAAUAGCCCAGGAUGCCUUUGAUGACGCUGUGAAGUAUUUCGGGGAGAACCCCAAGACAACGCCGCCCUCGGUCUUCUUCCCGGUGUUCGUGCGCUUUGUGAAGGCCUACAAGGUAAACCAGAGCUCCUUCUCCUUC
Messenger RNA from Malurus melanocephalus (red-backed fairy wren), 780 nucleotides. RefSeq names its product formin-like protein 2. The record is from RefSeq and is a predicted model, not a curated record. Gene Ontology annotation, molecular function: actin filament binding. The transcript is spliced from 4 exons. Gene Ontology annotation, biological process: regulation of cell shape; cell migration; cortical actin cytoskeleton organization. NCBI's taxonomy places the organism in Eukaryota, Metazoa, Chordata, Aves, Passeriformes, Maluridae. Gene Ontology annotation, cellular component: cytosol. The annotation marks the transcript as partial.